CUUUAGUGGAGAUGUCAUCAUGGCUGCUCGUGGCUGGCUGGCUGGCUGCACCCAUUUCUGUGACUUGGACUGCUUUCCACUCGCUCAUGGACUGAUAUCAUCCACCAAUAAUAGCAUUCCAUCGUGGCGUGUGCUGCGCCUGCUGUGCGUGUGUCAUCCGUUCCACUCUCUCUGUCCAAUGCAUAGCAGCUAUGUACACUCAGAAUCGCACCCACACACACGCACGCAGGCAAUCCCGGCGAGCAGAGCCACCCAAAAACACUGCAUCCAUCCAUGCCAGCCGCACUCCCGGUCACUCGCAAUAUCAAUCCCACGGGAGUGUUACUUUACAAAUCAUGGCGGGACGGCAAAACGUUGCGUGCAUACGUCUUCCUUUCCUCGCUGCAACCCUCCCUCCCCACACCAGUCCGUGAGGCCGCCGCUCUCACUCAGGUGUAGCUGCCGAUGUAGGGGAAGCCGGUCUUGAAGACUGCGUCCUGCGUGAGGACGCCUGCAGAAUUCGAAAGGACGAGGCACGAUGGAUGACUGGCUGGAAUGCAAUGAUGCCUGCCUCGACGUCGCUCUGACUUACCGCUGAUGGCGAGCAUGGCUGCUCGGCAGUGGGUGAUCUCCUUCUCCUCCAUGUCACGCUGACACAUCACACACACACACAUCACACACACACACAUCACACACACACACACACUUAUACACGACCAAGCCCUCUUCACACCCGACCAAGCCCUCUUCCGUCGGACUAGACUCACCACGUAGUCGGGGUCUUUGUUUUUGCAGAAUCCCAGUGGAUCGAAUCCGAAUGCGCCCGGCUUUCUGCCCGACCCCAUAUUGACUGUCUGCGUGAGGGCCACCAGGCUGAUCAUCUCCAGGAACGACACCCACAGCAGAAUCUGACCCAUCGCACCGUACUCGACAGCCUUGUCAUGCGCCUGCAGGGACGACACAGCGUGCUCGGGACCUGCAACACACACAUACACACAGACACAUACAUAGACACAGGGCGUGUGAAGAGAGAGUGUCGGCAGUUGACUGACUGACCGGGGAGUUUGAACAUGUCAGCGACAACGUAUCCGAGGAACGCGAGCAUGGAGAUGCGGCCGUGCUUGAGCUCAGCCUCGCGCAUCCAGUCCAUGUUGGCCCACUCGGAGAACCCCAAAGGGUCAAAGCCCUUGUCGCCAGGCUGACACACAACACACACACAGACCCACAGUGACACAGACGUACACCACCACACAGACAACGUGCAGGUGUGUGUGUGUAGCUGACGAUGUUUGGAAGGUUCUUCGGCCUGCCGAGGAAGGGCACAGCGACGGGGAGUUCAGCCAUCAUGGUCGUCUCGGGCGCACUGCCCGCACGCCGAGAUGAACCAGCUCGGCUCAGAGACCGCAGACCGCUGGAUGGGACGAAUGCCUGCAUCACACACACGGAUGGACGACACAGCCAUGCAGCUGUGUCUGUCGCAUCCUGGUGAAGUUUCUGGUUGACUCACCGCAUCAGAUCUGCCGGCGUCCAGACCAUGUGAGAGCACCACGAGGGCGCUCAACAGACAGCCUUGAACCAUAAAGCGCUGCAUUGUGCAGACCAACGACGAGACCACAGGGCAGGAGAUCUGCACCCUAGCAGAU
Vitrella brassicaformis is the source of this 1622-nucleotide messenger RNA. The record is from the annotation of a GenBank genome assembly. NCBI's taxonomy places the organism in Eukaryota, Vitrellaceae.